Jaminaea rosea is the source of this 780-nucleotide messenger RNA. RefSeq names its product RTA1 like protein. NCBI's taxonomy places the organism in Eukaryota, Fungi, Basidiomycota, Exobasidiomycetes, Microstromatales. The annotation marks the transcript as partial. The transcript has a single exon. The record is from RefSeq and is a predicted model, not a curated record. Gene Ontology annotation, cellular component: fungal-type vacuole; plasma membrane.
GAACACGGUCCCUAUGGGUAUGAGCCCAUCCUCUGGCUUCCCAUCCUCUUCUCAGGCCUCUACGCCCUAUCUGCACUCCUCCACGUAGCACAAGUGAGCUCAACACGACACUGGUGGCUGCUCGUCCUCGUCUUUGGGUGUAUCGCCGAGUCCGCCGGCAACGGGAUCAGGAUCUACGGACAUUUCGACGCGAGAGCGAUUGACCCGUACAUCGCCCAGCAGGUGAUUCUGGUCGUCACGCCCGUCUUCUUCGCGGCGGUGCACUUCGCCACGCUGGGUCGGAUCAUUGAGCUUUUCGGCCAGGCAUUCACUUUCAGAUAUCUGAGCCCCGCAGCCAUCACGCCAUGCUUCGUGCUGCUAGACUUGGCGUCCCUGGCAGUUCAAGGGACAGGUUCGGGAAUGGCGGCCACUGCCGAGGUCAACGGCAAGGACACGACAUGGGGUGGCCGUAUCGUCGUGAUAGGGCUGUGCGUCCAGCUGGUCGGGUACGCCUGCUUCAACUGGCUCCUCCUCACCUUCGUUUGGCGCGCCGUCGUCACCCACCACUCUACCGUCUCCUCUAACCGCCUCUGGACGGGCAAGUUCAAGUUCUUCUUGCUCACCUUCUUCCUCUCGAGUCUGCUGGUACUGGGCCGUUCUACGUUCCGCACGUACGAGAUGAUCAAGGGAUGGGUGGGACCGAUCAGCACUGUCGAGUGGUAUUUCUACGCCUUCGAUGCCGCCCCGGUCUGCGCUGCUUCGCUGUUGCUCAACCUCAUGUUCCCCGGUUGGGUGCUGCCU